This is a messenger RNA of Odontomachus brunneus, 1509 nucleotides long. RefSeq lists its product as uncharacterized. NCBI's taxonomy places the organism in Eukaryota, Metazoa, Arthropoda, Insecta, Hymenoptera, Formicidae. The record is from RefSeq and is a predicted model, not a curated record. The coding region runs from base 228 to 1487 and encodes 419 amino acids. The transcript has 2 exons.
AAUUUAAUCUGCACGGUCGUGCUGAGCGCACGAAUUCAUUAACAUCGCAGGCCCGCUCGCACUCCACGCAUAAUUCGGACCGAGGACUGCCUCCUGCGAAAACAGCUCCUGCAUCGGUCAAAUCUGCAUUAAUUCGUAACACGGAUCUCGCGAAGCGAAAGACGCCUGUCCUGCCGGAAUUAAAUUCGCGUGCUGAUUUCAUAACGGCUGAUCCAAAUUCGAUUAUAAUGAGUUUCAAUCGGGACGCACGCUUGCCGAUACUAAGUAGAGAGGACCAGACGAGAACGUCGUGCAAACUUGAUAAACGUGAGUCUCUUUUUGUUAUCUUCCCUCUUGUCUGCUUCGUCCUCUUCCUUCCUUUUUCCAUUGUUGCGAUUGCAAAUGCGGGAAUCGUCAUUCGCACUCCAGACGAGCAGAGCAACGUGGAUCGCGAAGUGGAACACGUGAAGUCGGCUUGGCGAGCGUUGCGGGAAGGAAGGGAUCGGAGGAAGGAGAGAGCUCGCAUCGGCAACGCUUCCACGACAAGGUGGUCCAAGAUAGUCGACAGAAUGACGCGUGACGUGGACAGAGUUCAGAAGCGCUGCCUGGAUCCCUGGGCGAGUCGUUGCUUGCGCAAAAGCGCGAGCGACGUCUUCAGAGCGGGGAUGAGCAAGUCGAGCCUGGAGGAGGAUAGUGAAGUCGCGAGAAGCACGAUCUUUCCCAAGGGGAAAGCUAGCUUCCAGUCGGCAAGUUUGAAUCGCUCGAGGAACUUCGACGUUGAUCCGAUCGAUUGGGACACGAUGCGACUCCACGAAGCUACGAAGGAUAUCACGACGGAUGAACGCUCGAACGAGGAUUCGCUCUCGUCGCAACGCACCACGAAGAUGCGACCUGAUGCAUGUACUAACGCGCGUAACAUCGACGUCAGAUCGGUUCACACGAUCGUAAGUAGCCGUAGUGAGAGGCGAGAUGCAACGAGAGCAGCGCUCAGAGACGUCGGUGCGACGAGAGCGAGCGUCAGGGCUUCCGUCGACGAGUACCUGCGGAACUGCGUCGGCGAGUUACGCCGCAAGCUGCCCGAUAUCGAGGAAGACAAGGCGGAAGAGCGUCCGCGAGACGUGGAACCGUCGGCGAACGACAUCGCGGACAUGCUCGCGAGCCUCAAUAUCGGAUCGCGCGGGCUCCACGACGACUUCUUCCUUGAGAAACGUGACGAUGCCGGCGUCGACACGGAGGAAAGCGCGAGAGAGGACCGUUGGAACGCCGCGCAAACAACGUUCGCCGAUACUAUACGACAGGAUCGGAUAGUAAAUGACGAUAAGUCAGUUGAAGACAGUUCGUCCGAGCUCGUCGACGCGAGAUCCGCUUUGAAACAAUCAAGCGCAACAAGUUGCGAGGGUGACGCUUUUAUUAAAAUAGGAUUGAACGUUCUGAACAAAAGUGUACCCGGGGAUAAACUGUCGCAAAUGUUGCAGUCGGAAUACUUGAGAAAGGACCUGCUCUUAUAAUUCACGUAAUAACAUCAGCCGC